Messenger RNA from Rhineura floridana, 12139 nucleotides. RefSeq names its product epidermal growth factor receptor (gene EGFR). The transcript has 28 exons. Bases 733 to 4443 code for a protein of 1236 amino acids. Gene Ontology annotation, biological process: protein phosphorylation; cell surface receptor protein tyrosine kinase signaling pathway; positive regulation of epithelial cell proliferation. NCBI's taxonomy places the organism in Eukaryota, Metazoa, Chordata, Lepidosauria, Squamata, Rhineuridae. Gene Ontology annotation, cellular component: basal plasma membrane; signaling receptor complex. The record is from RefSeq and is a predicted model, not a curated record. Gene Ontology annotation, molecular function: ATP binding; epidermal growth factor binding; epidermal growth factor receptor activity.
GAAAAACCGCGCGUGCGCAUUACUCAACCCAGCAAGCUGGACAGGAAUUUCUCGCCCUUCUCACUAGCUGCGUUGCACAGGUACAAAACUCCACCCGAACAGCGCAGACAAAAGUGCUCCCCCACUUUUUUUCUUUUGUUCCCGCCUCCUGUUUUCAUUGGCUUGCCAGACUCCCCAAAGGAGCCCCUGAGCUGUAGGCAGGACAAAAAUAAAGUUUUGCCUGUGAGUUUAGCAAGAAAAAGAAGGAGGGUUGACUGACGGCGGACACCUCAUUUCCUCCGUGCCGAGCGUGCAGCUCAGCUGAUAGCUUUUCACACGCACCAGUUAUACCGACCCGCAUCUGGAGAACGGCCCGAGUUCUGCCCAGCCGCGCACGUGGAGAGGGGCCAGUUUUCUGAGAAGCGCCCCUCGCCCAAUCAGGGAGCGAGCGCGUGGCAGCCGCAGCCAGCAAUCGUAGAGGGGGGGGGAAUGCCUCUUCUUGCUCCUCCUAUCCCCCGCGGGGGGUGGGGGUUGUAGUCUGGAAACGGCGGCGGCGGCGGCGGCGGCGAGCAGCCCUUGGGCAUGGUCCGCCGCGGUGGUGGAGAGCAAGGCAGACGCGAGGCGGUUCGCUGAAGGCGAGCGGAGCGACACGAGAAAUCGCGCGCCGAUCGCAGUCGCGCUCUCGCGCCACUCUUCACUUCGCCAACAGCAGCAGCGCGGGCGCGCGCUCCGGUUUAUUGCCACAAGCGCAGGAUGGCGCACUGGGGUCUCCCGGCUCGAGGAACCUCGGCAGCCAGCGGGGGAAACUUAUGGGCGAGGCGUGCCGCUGCCGCCGCUCUUCUAGGGCUCCUAGCGAGCAGCUUGUGCGCCGCCGUGGAGGAGAAAAAAGUUUGCCAAGGAACCAGCAACAGGCUAACACAGCUUGCAAGUGUGGAAGACCACUACAACAGCCUGAAGAAAAUGUAUGAGGACUGUGAGGUGGUGCUUGGCAAUCUAGAAAUCACUUAUGUGGAUAACACGCAUAACCUUACUUUCUUGAAGAGUAUACAAGAGGUGGCUGGUUAUGUGCUUAUAGCAUUAAACACAGUGAAAAAUAUUCCUCUGGAGAAUCUCCAGAUAAUCCGAGGAAACACCCUUUAUGAAAAUACUGCACUGUCUGUUUUACUAAAUUUUAACAAUAUGGGGGGGCUUGAAGAGCUACCAUUGAGAAGUUUAGCAGAAAUUCUAAUUGGAGGAGUAAAAUUCAGCAAUAAUCCUUACCUUUGCAACAUGGAUAAUGUUCUUUGGGACGACAUUGUUGAUAAAAUAUACGGCAAAGGCUUUGUACAGUUUGACACCUCUGAAAGUGCAGAAAUAUUGUUAACAACUUGCCCACAGUGUCAUCCCAAUUGCACAAGAGGACACUGCUGGGCUGCUGGCCUAGAGAACUGCCAAACAAUAACAAAGGUUGACUGUGCAGCACAAUGUUCAGGCAGAUGCAAGGGGAGGUUGCCGAGUGACUGUUGCCAUACCCAGUGUGCAGCAGGAUGUACAGGUCCUAAAGAGAGUGAUUGCUUGGCAUGUCGCAAGUUUUGGGAUGAUGCAACCUGCAAGGAGUCUUGCCCACCUUUGCAAGUGUAUAAUCCUAGCGCCUAUCAGUUGGAUGACAACCCUGAUGGAAAAUACAGCUUUGGAGCAACUUGUGUAAAGAAGUGUCCACAUAACUAUGUUGUAACAGACUUUGGUUCAUGUGUCCGGUCAUGUCCCCCAAACUCUACUGAAGUGGAACAAAAUGGCAUUCGGAAGUGUAAAGUAUGUGAUGGCCCCUGUACGAAAGUGUGCAGUGGGAUUGGAACAGGUGAACUUAAAGGUGUCCUUGCUGUUAAUGCAUCCAAUAUUGACUAUUUCAAAAAUUGCACCAUGAUCAGUGGAGAUCUCGCAUUUCUGAAAGUAUCAUUUUUAGGGGAUGAAUACACAAAAACACCUCCUUUGGAUCCAAAGAAGCUGGAUAUCUUUAAAACUGUUAAAGAAAUCACAGGAUUUUUGUUGAUCCAGAUUUGGCCUGGAAAUAUCACAGAUUUGAAUGCUUUUGAAAAUCUCGAGGUUAUAAGAGGCAGAACGAAACAAAUGGGCCAAUAUGCACUUGCUAUCUCUAGUGUGAAUAUAACCUCUUUGGGAUUGCGUGCUCUUAGAGAAGUAAGCGAUGGAGAUGUUGCCAUUUUGAGAAACAACAACCUCUGCUUUGGUAACACAGUGGAUUGGAAGAAACUUUUUGUAACAUCAAAUCAGCAAACAAAAAUAAUUAAAAACAGAAAUGAAAGUGAAUGUGCUGCUGCAGCACAAACUUGUCAUCCCCUCUGCUCGGAUGAAGGCUGCUGGGGCGCAGGAACCUUCCAGUGCUUUUCUUGCCGUUACUUUAAUCGCCAACGGGAGUGUGUAAAAGAGUGCAACAUUGUGCAAGGGGAGCCUCGGGAGUUUGAAAGGCAUCAGCAGUGUGUCCAGUGCCAUCCAGAGUGCCUGGUGCAAAAUUUACCUGAAUUCAAUGCAACUUGCACAGGACCUGGUCCAGACAAUUGCCUGAAGUGUGCCCACUUUAAAGAUGGUCCUCACUGUGUUAAGACUUGCCCUGCUGGCAUUUUGGGUGAAAAUGAUACAAUAGUCUGGAAAUAUGCAGAUGGAAAUUCAAUGUGUCAGCUAUGUCAUCCAAACUGUGUUCGGGGGUGCAAAGGACCAGGGCUUGAAGGUUGUCCUAAUGGUUCUAAUGUCCCAUCCGUUGCAGCUGGAGUUGUUGGGAGCAUUCUGUGCUUAGUUGUUGUAGCAUUGGGCAUUGGUCUCUAUGUUCGCAGGCGUCGCAUUGUUAGGAAACGUACUUUGCGCCGGCUGCUACAAGAAAGAGAGCUUGUUGAACCCUUGACUCCCAGCGGAGAGGCACCAAACCAAGCACUCCUAAGGAUUCUGAAGGAAACUGAAUUUAAAAAGGUCAAAGUUCUUGGUUCUGGAGCUUUUGGUACUGUCUAUAAGGGGCUCUGGAUUCCAGAAGGAGAGAAAGUUAAAAUUCCUGUGGCAAUUAAGGAAUUGAGAGAGGCCACAUCUCCUAAAGCAAACAAAGAAAUUCUUGAUGAAGCAUAUGUGAUGGCGAGUGUUGACAACCCUCAUGUGUGCCGUUUGCUGGGAAUUUGCCUCACAUCCACUGUUCAGCUCAUCACUCAGCUUAUGCCUUGUGGCUGUCUUCUUGACUAUGUUAGAGAGCAUAAGGAUAACAUUGGAUCCCAAUACCUUCUCAACUGGUGUGUGCAGAUUGCAAAGGGAAUGAAUUAUUUGGAGGAACGUCGUUUGGUACACCGUGAUUUGGCUGCCAGGAAUGUCCUUGUUAAGACUCCUCAGCAUGUGAAGAUCACUGACUUUGGACUGGCCAAGUUGCUCGGUGCAGAGGAGAAGGAGUACCAUGCAGAAGGAGGAAAAGUUCCUAUUAAGUGGAUGGCUUUGGAGUCUAUUCUGCACCGCAUUUACACCCACCAAAGUGAUGUUUGGAGUUAUGGUGUCACAGUUUGGGAAUUAAUGACAUUUGGAUCAAAACCAUAUGAUGGUAUCCCAGCCAGUGAAAUAUCUUCUGUUUUGGAGAAGGGAGAACGGUUGCCUCAGCCUCCCAUUUGUACAAUUGAUGUCUACAUGAUUAUGGUCAAAUGUUGGAUGAUUGAUGCAGAGAGUCGCCCCAAAUUUCGGGAACUGAUGGCAGAAUUCUCCAAAAUGGCUCGGGACCCCCAGCGCUAUCUGGUUAUACAGGGGGAUGAAAGAAUGCACUUACCAAGCCCAACAGAUUCAAAAUUUUACCGAAGCCUGAUGGAAGAGGAUGACAUGGAGGACAUUGUGGAUGCAGAUGAGUACCUCAUUCCACACCAGGGAUUUUUCAGCAGCCCAUCAAACUCACGGACACCUCUCUUAAGUUUACUGAGUGGUACAAGCAAUAAUUCUACAACUAUGGCCUGCAUUGAUAGAAAUGGGCAGGGACAUCCAGUAAGAGAAGACAGCUUUAUCCAGCGAUACAGUUCAGAUCCAACUGGGGUUUUCCUGAAUGACAGCCUGGAUGAUAGCUUCCUGCCUGCUCCAGAGUAUGUGAACCAGCUAGUGAACAAAAGACCAUCUGCUUCUGUCAUGCAAAAUCCAGUCUACAACAGCUCCUCCCUUAUCAUCGAUGCAAACUCUAUGGCUGAUUCAAACCAUCAGAAUUCCCACUGGACAACCCUGGACAACCCUGAAUAUCUUAACACAAACCUCUCUCCUUUGGCUAACACCGUUUUCAGCAGCUCACCCUGCUGGGACCAGACAGCCAACCACAAAAUAAAUCUGGACAAUCCUGAUUAUCAGCAAGACUUCUUGCCCAGGGAGACGAAACCUAACGGCAUCUCUAAGCUUCCUGCAGCCGAGAAUCUAGAAUACCUAAGAGUAGCAACACCAAAAAGUGAAUACAUAGAAGCUUCAGCCUGACUACUGAAAGAGACCUCUUGUAGCACCAGGAAUGCUGGUAAUUAUGCUGGCUGCUGUAGAAACAGAUUAUGGACAGAUAAGAGCAGUUGCAAUGUACCUCCAUGCACACAUUUCCUUCUGUGUGUGUAUGUGUUGAUUUCAUCAAGUUCACUAAGGACUUCUUACUUGUGUCUUUAUGGAAGACGUGAUACGAAAUGAAAAGACAAUAUCCAGCAAGAAGAAAUUGUUGUUGCAUUGAUUCAUGUUCUUUACAAGCUGUAUUGGAUUACAGCCUGUGUUUUGUAAACAUCUGUGAUAUUUGAAGAGCUUUUAUGAAAUCAAGAAGACCAGAUAUUGAACUGUUUGAUGCCACAUGGAUAAUUUAGGGGUGGGAAGAGAAAGCACAAGACUGUGUCUCCUGAAGAUUUAAAGAAAAACUUCCUAUAAAUUGGUCCAUCUCUUUAAAUGACAGUUCAAUUUCACAUUUUGUUGUACAAAUGAGAAGAAAAAGGCACCUAGAAAAAAUGUGGAGAGUCUCGGAAGAAAACUGAAUAGACUGGGGAGAAUCUGAUUAGCCUUGGUCAGUUUAGCAGAAGGACUUGCUAUGGUACUCACUGCCAACUGACUGCUACUGUUAGGAAGCCAGAACACUGCAAAUUUAAGGCAUUGUUCAGGAAUGCUUAUAAAGUACUCACUAGACUGUCUCUAAAGUGUUCACUGUAGGCCUGAAUAGCAUUUUUCGGUUGGUGUUGCUUUUGUUUUUGUUUUCUGGCUCCACUAUUUUCUCUAGAGUUAUGAAAAAUGAGUUUUAAAAGUUUAUAACUAAAAGCUAUAAAUGGAAAAUAUUUUUUAAAAAUAAAAACAAAACCCAUUUCCACUCUGCUGCCUUGAUGGCAUUUAGACAAUUAGUAUGAAUUUAAACAGUGGGGAAAUGCAAAGGUUGCAAUUUGACUGAAGUCCUGUGAAUAUGAGCAUAGCUGCAUAUACACUAAUGGCGGAAUCCAUGAAAUUCUCUUGCACAAGCUCAAAGGAAUUAAUGCUCUUGCUCAGCUCCCAUUGAUCUUAAUAAAGUUUAACAAAGUGUGUGCAGGAGAACGUCCCAUUGAUUUGUAAUUCACAGGUGUGAGUAGUGGGGAGACUAGUGAAAGCAGUUACAACCACAAAAAAAUAAUUUUGAUACUUUCAUAUGAAAAUUUAGCCCUACAGUGAAAAUUGUAUAGCAUGCCAAGUAUAUGAAGAACACAGGGGCAAAAACCAGAAUUAGUCACCUGUCUGUGAUCACCAAAAUUUACUCACCAACACAUUUAUACAGGGAUAAUUUCAUACCAAUCCAGCAAUUAUAUAUGAAAGUACUAUUAGCCUUGUAAAUGUGUGGAUUCAUUGCCACCUGAAUUAGUGCAACAGAAAAACCCACCCAAUUAUUAUUAGCACUUUCUGUUACACAUGGAAUAUGUUUCAACAGAAAUCUUUAGUUGCUCUGGAAACGCACAUCAGGCCCCAAACCAAUUUGCAUUGAAGGAGAGGGGGCCAUCUGGCCCAUUAAGGGCUCAUUGAAGCUUCUGUGGCUCACAAUAUGCAAUAUGGUCCAUAAAUGAGAAUAAAAUUGCCUCUCUGUUGUCUCUAUUAGUAAAAGUAGAACAACCAUCAUAAUAGUAAGCGGUUAGAUAAUAUUUUAAUGACUUUAUGGGCUUGCAUCUUUAUAGAAUCAAGCCUUUUAUUUUUUGAAACUAACAUUGUAGUUCUGCUCACAAAUAUGCAUUAGUGCUGUCCCAUUUUUCUGAUAAGGUUGUUAAUCAGUUCCUCAAACCCAGCAGAAACAGCAUUAGCAAGUUGGCUCACCUUUGUUUCAUCCUACACUUCUUUGGGCCACAUUUCAAUUAAAUUUACUGUGAAUGCAGAUUUGAUUUCAUCCUAAUGAAGUAUCUCAUGUUUCCCUUUAAAAACUUACCUAAACUCACACUCUUCUAAGACCGUUUAUGAUGAGCUGUUACAGGAAAAUAUGUCGCCAUUUCCCAUUUGUAGUUCUGUCCUGUUUGGGGUAGCCUUUGAAUCAACACACACACACAGGGUGAAAUCCAUAUCUUAAUUGCUUAGUACAUUUGCUUUAUCAAAUUGUGGAUUUAUUUCUUUUAUAUUAUAAUUGUCCUAUACAGCAGUUUGUUAGUUUCUUGAUCCUUGGGAUUGCUCUCCCAUAUUAAAUUAAAGUCCAGGACGCAUCAUUGUUCAUAACAGUAUAUUUUCCACUCUCUGUAGGGAUUUUAAGAUUCCAUUUUAGUAUUAUAAUGGCUUUUUCAUGCACCACUUGGCUACACCAGUGUCUUUCCUUCUGGGAACUGGGAACAUGCCAUUAUAUAAAUAAUCACUCCCCCCCACCCCACCCCAUGUUAGUUUGGGCUUCUAUUUCAGCAGUGUGUAAAGGAGCCACUCUUUAGAAGAUCCCACACUACUGGAGUAAUAUGAGAACCUUCUCUCAGAAUGACUUCAGUGUCUGCUGGUCACAACAAGGGAUAAUUGAUACAAAAUGGCUUUCUUCCCUUUGUGAUAAAAAAUUAGUAUAGAACUCAGUUUAGUUACUGUAAACCCCCCAGAGAGCUUCGACUAUGGGUCGGUAUAUAAAUACAAUAAAUAAAUAAUCUUGUGUGGAGGUCCAAUGUGUGUGGGACUCUUGGAGCCCCACAUCCCAACAAGCCUAAAGCAAAGAUCACAACGUGGGGAGGAAGAAGUCACAUGAGUCUAUCCUCAAAAAUUUGGUAAUUUCUAAUUAUUAUGUGAGGAGACCGGAUCUUGAAGGAGGAUUGCUUACACACAGGUACUAAAGCAUAAAUAGCACAUGCAUACUGUGUGAAUAAUGGGAGAGGGGAGCACAGUAAAAGCCAUUUCCCAUACUUGUCUACAUUAUCACCUCAGACUGUCCUAAAUGUAAAUUUCCUGGUUGUUUUUCAAGUAGCCACAGCUUCCCUAGCACAUUUGCAACAACUCUAUACUAGAUGAAUGAAAGCAGUUUAAUUUUGCAAGUGGUUGAAAUGUCUUCCAUGUGUGUUGCAGAAAGGUAUUCAGCAUAAAAACCACAUAUAUGAUAGUCACAUACAAUGAUUCCUACACUGGAAUCUCAUUAAUUUCUACACCAUAUUUGGUGACAGAUGCAGUCCUAAGUGUAAGACUCUUUGCAUUUCCUAACAGGCAUUUCAUUAUUGAGAUUUAGAAGUUCAGUACGGGCAAUAACACAAAAACUGCUAUAUACCUCUUCAAUGUCAGCUGUUGUUAACAUUGCUCUAGUUUUUCUAUGAUUUAUAUUUCUCUAUGAGAAAAUAUUUUUGGUGGGGCAAAGUGAGAAUUAUCUUUUUUGUUUGCACCUCCUAAUUCUUGUUCAUGUGUAGUAAAAUAUUGUAAACUAUAUAAAAUUCCACUGCCAGGGGUGACACUUUAAAGGUUUUGUGAUCUUAAAUCACCAUUAAUUUGUUUUUUUUUCUACUGAAAUCAUUUCCUCCUUUAUUUUCUAAUAAUUUUCACUUUCUUUCCAUUUUAUUCUUUUGCUCCUGACUUUUAAAGACACCUUUUUAAGAAUUUUUUUAAAAAAAUUUAAGAUACACAUUUUAUCUUUUUCACAUAAAAAAUGGGCUGUUAGGACCAAAGAUAAUGCUUCAUUUUCUUAUCUUAAACAGAAGUCUAUUCAUCACAAUUUUCUAAUUACUUACCUAUCAACUGUGAGCUGGCAUGGGAUCCACCACUAGACCCCUACUUAAGAUUCAGGUAUUCCUAAGGCAAAAUCAGCCAUAAGGGGCAAGACAAAUUCUCAUUAAAACAAGCAUUUUUCCUAUUUAAGGACUGGCUGUAUAUAUAUUUCAGGAUUAAAAUAUGAUCACCCUGCAGAUAGCAAUCGGGGUGGUAUAAGCUGCAAUCCUAUAUGUGCUUUCCUGUUAGUAUGCCCCACUGAAUUCAGUGAGGGACUGACUUCUGAGUAGAUAUGCAUAGUGUUGCAGGGAUACUCAGGUAACAAGGCCAAAUCAUGGUGGUGGUGAUAAUAUUUAAUUUUAAAUGUUUUGGUAAUAGAUGGCAUAGUGCAUUCACCUACCUGUUUCUACAUCAUAUACACCUUCUUGUUGGAUUCUGCAUAAAUGCACACACACACUUUUACUGUUGUGUUCUUAAUUUGUGUCCCAGACGUUCUUGUUGGGAUUUUCCAUUUGAGCAAUACAUUUUUUAUCUCAAACACAGCAUCAUUUCCUAAGGGGUGUGAAACUCUUAAAGCAUAACUCGACAUUAGUAGAGUCAAGGGCAAAGAAAGGGAUUCGUAAGCACUGUCCCAUGUCAAUGGGAAUUGUACUGGAGCAAGGCAUGGUAGAUUGAAACUUUCUUUUCCAUAUUUCGGAUCAGAAACUGUCUGGAAGUAAAAUUCCAAUAAAAAUGCAUAGAUUGUUAAUCUUGAUUGUAUUUAAACUAUGAAUGGCUUUUGCUGCCAUAGGGGCUUCCUUACACAGAAAGGUUGAGUAAAAAUAUAGUGAAUAAAUGUCUUGCAUACUGCCCUGUAGUUUCUAUAGAAAAUAAUGAAACACAACUGUCAAAACGAUUUAGUGCAGAGUUUGUUGGCAGUGUCUUUUGCUUGUUUUACAAAUAAUGAAUCCUGAAAGCUUCAAGAAUCAGAUUUCCACCUGCCCCCAAGCCCUGGAGCUAGCCUUCUGCAAUAAUGGAAUAUCUCAUUUAGGACACAAUCUACGAAUAUGCCUUCUGUACAAGCCCUGUUUGAAAUGCAUGAGAAAUGCAUCCUCAUUUACACCACCUUAAUAAUCAGGAGGUGCCUAAUUUUCAUCUCGUUCCAUCCAAUGGGUCUUGAAUUGAUUUACUGUGAACAAUGCAAGGUCAAAGCUCUGCAUCAUUUAGAGAAAAAAAGCCCAAUUUGUGUGCACUGAUCUACCAAAGAGAGAUAUACAUAAUAGAGCUGACUCUAUCAUUAGGCAGAAUGAUGUGGUGCUUCAGGCAGUGGAUGCUGGGAAUGGGAACAGUGCUUAGGGGUUCAAAAGGCAGAGCUGUAUGCGUCACACAACCUGCCCUGUGCCCUCUAAACUAGCCUGCUGCCCUUGUGUAUGGUAAAAGAUGCUGUCCUGUCACCAGCGUUGAAGUAACAUUCAGCUGCUAGUCUGUCAGGUUAUAUAUGUAGAAUGGGCAGAGCACUAUCUUGCCCUUUACCUCAGAUAACAAAAUGUCUUGAACAGGCCUGGCACAGAAGCAGAUUUCUCAGUAGCCAGUGUGGAUGCAGAUCCACAUGGUAAUGGUGAUCUAGGUCUCACUUAACCGGCAGGCUGCAACUCUUUAUGAGAACAGGAUGCACAUGCUCACCCAGGGCCUCUACUUGUUUCACAUGAUUAGAGUUGAAUUGGGAUCUGGGUACACAAACAUCCUGCAGAACUAGUGCCAAAUUUGUCUCAUUUUGGCAAAACUGCAAUCAGCUAUGUUUAGAGAAUAAUAUAGGUUAUAUGCUAUUCAAUAGUGUAUCUUUGGGUAUAGGGUUCAAACCACCAAUUGCUGUUCUUGUCCAGAUUCCAUUUUAAAUAAAUGGAGGUUAUGCAGGAUUAGUGGGGCACAUGUCUACAGGCAAUAGCUUGAGCAUUGGUAAAUUUAUUCACCUAUGAAAGCACAAUUUGUGCAAAUAAAUGCUACAUUUUGUAUUGCUAAUUUGUUUUUAGUAUUGAUUUUAAAACUUUGUAUAUUAAGUGAUAAAAAAUAAGAUGUGCAUAAUUCUUUUCCAUUGAUCUGUUUUUAAUUUUUUGAGGAUAUAUGGUGAUAUCCAAACUAAGUCAUACUCAGAAUAGAAACACUGAAAUUAUUGGACUUAAGUUGAUUGACUUCUAUGGGUCUACUCUGAAUAUUACUAACAUUGGAUAUCACCCAUUGUAAUAUAGUGUAUUGUGUUUGAUGGAAAAGGACCAUUUUGGCUGAUAAUGUACUGAUAAUGAAAGGUCUUUGAUUCCCUCUCUCCCCCCCCCCCAAUGACUCCAGAAGUGUCAGCAUGGGGACGUAAUCAGAAAUUAUAAGUUGUGUUCCUAAAUAUACACAUUUGGAAACAUGUUCCAUCAAGAAUGAUAGAAGCUGUUUCCAAGAAACAGCAUUAGGGCCAAAGCAGUUGUAACUUACUAAUACAGCACCACUUCACUUUCUAAGACCUUUAUUCCUUCUGUCCUAUGCUGAUUGUGUUAGUAUCCACGUAUACCAAUCUGUGAAAUUCACUGUACCAACUAAGGGGGUGUGCACCAGCUAGAAGACUAGACUUAUAUUCCUUUCCUAAGGAGGUUCAUCUGGCACUUUCGCUAAGCAAUUUUAAAGGUGUGCUAAAGACACACCUCUUUGCUUUGGCCUUCAGCUCCCGAGAUGUAUGUUUUCACAAGCCACCCUAUUCUUGUGACUGAAAUAUGUUUUAAUUCUUUUUAAUACUGUAUUUUAGAUUUUGUAACCCGCCCCAACUGGUGAAGGGCAAGCAAUAAAUAAUAAUAAUAGUAUCUGUAGCUUUGGGAAUUACCUGAUCUGUGUCUCUCCAGUUCCACUAGUUAUUUGGUACCCAAAUUAGAUCCAUUAAAAAUGAAGCUUUGUUUUCUCCCCAUUCACUAUAAUGGGGGAUCUAAAAAUUUAUAACUGUUUUCCUUUUCACAUAAGUGGAUGAAAUUGUCAGGCACAGGAGCCCCUCCAGAGUGGAUUAAUCCUGCCAAAUUGUAGACAGAUGCAUUUAAGGGUUUUCAUGCAGUGCCACAUUAAAAUUUGCUUUCUUUUCUAAAUAGUAUCUACCUUUUAACUUUUCUGCCAGAAUUGGAUGCAAUUUGCAGGUAUGGUCACUCACCCUGAGGAGAUGAAGCCCAUCAAAUUUUAGAAUAAUAGCUGUACUGGUUCUCCUGCAAAGGCAGACUUUACCAAUUUGGGGUGGAUACCAUAGGAAUCAUGGAGGGUGGGGAAGCAUGGAUUCACAGGAAACACAGGUGGAAGAAAUGCCUAGCACACCCCAGCCAAGCAAGGACCUUGUAACCCAACGAUCACUGAAGGUGGGCUUCUGGCCCCACCACAGGUUUUUUGGGGAUGCACCCUCUUCUCCCUGGGGGAGAGAUCUGUCUCAAUUGACUUGCAUAGCAGAAGAGUGUAGUAGAAAAAAUAGCAUCGAUUCACAUGGAAAGCAGUUUUUAAUAUUUACUUCAAUAACUCAUUCCAAAUCACGGUGGUUAGAGUGCCCAGAGGAAAUAAUUUACUGUGAUUAAAACCUAGCUCUGUCCAUCAAAACCAAAGAUGGACCACUUCAGGGCAGGGCAUUCCCCUAAUCAGCUUGUUUUUGCUUUUUUAAAAAAUUAAAUGCAAGGACUGCUUUAAAAAUGCAGUGGGUUCUGGGCAUCUAAAUCCAUAGACGCAAAUCUGCAGAGCAACUCAGGAUGUCAGGAGUCCAACUUGAAACAUUUUGUUAAUGGCUCAAUCUGACUCGGGUAUGUGAAAACCUUACCCAAACUGUCCCUGUUCACCUCUUGAUUUGGGAAGUACACAGAGCGGAUACACAACUAAUAAGUAAGUGCUUGGAUGGAUAAAUCAAUAAGUAUUCCCAGAGCUGUAUCUUGCCAAAAAUCUCCAUAGUGCAACUGUUAAUAAAUGGUGGAAGAAAUAACGAAUAUCAAAUCUGAGAUUAUCCAGGAAAUAACGGUUUCUGACUUUCAGAGUGUUAAAAGCUAGUAGGGAAAAAAAGCCACUUUGU